This is a messenger RNA of Epinephelus moara (kelp grouper), 2599 nucleotides long. It is a transcript of the gene gpm6bb, whose product is annotated as glycoprotein M6Bb. Gene Ontology annotation, cellular component: plasma membrane; myelin sheath. Gene Ontology annotation, biological process: axon development; central nervous system myelination. The record is from RefSeq and is a predicted model, not a curated record. Gene Ontology annotation, molecular function: structural constituent of myelin sheath. Bases 409 to 1188 code for a protein of 259 amino acids. NCBI's taxonomy places the organism in Eukaryota, Metazoa, Chordata, Actinopteri, Perciformes, Serranidae. The transcript has 7 exons.
UGGGGGUCCCUCCUCACCCAUCUGCACCCUCUCUGUGCAACAACCCUGUUCUCACUGGAUGGCUAUUCAAGUUUGAGACAAGAGUGCCUCAGAGGGGACCAAGAUUUGUGUGUCAAUAGGAGCACAAAUUAAUUAGACUGAAACAGAUACACAUUCAGAUCUGGUUUGGAAGUGAUAUAUGACCGGGACACAACCAAAUCUCUUCUAACAAGACCUCUGCAUCCCGGAAAGGUGUGAUGUACAGUGGAGCGGUGCCUUUGUGAGGCGGCGAACGUGGAGGAGAGAGAUAGCAGGAACGUGCAGGAAGGAAGAAGAGUGAGCGAAAGAGGGAACGGGAGAGUGAGGGGCAGAAAGGAAGAGAGAAUUUGCUGAAAGGAAGCAUUUUUGUUGGAUGGGAGAAAAACAACCAUGGAAACUCCAUCAGAAGAAAACCAAGACCAGAGGCAGGACAAAAGAGGUUGCUUUGAGUGCUGCAUCAAGUGUUUAGGCGGGGUGCCGUAUGCGUCGCUGGUGGCUACAAUCCUCUGCUUCUCUGGCGUUGCCCUGUUCUGUGGAUGUGGCCAUGUGGCUCUCACUGGCACAGUGACCAUCCUGGAAACCUACUUCUCCACGGUCACCGAGGAUCACGCCAUGCUGACUGAGGUAAUACAGCUGAUGCAGUAUGUCAUCUACGGCAUUGCUUCGUUUUUCUUCCUGUACGGGAUCAUUCUGCUGGCUGAGGGCUUCUACACGACCAGCGCAGUCAAGGAGCUGCACAGCGAGUUCAAGACCACCAUCUGUGGACGCUGCAUCAGUGGAAUGUUUGUGUUCCUCACAUACAUUCUUGGUGUGGCCUGGCUCGGUGUGUUCGGCUUCUCCGCUGUGCCAGUCUUCCUCUUCUACAACAUGUGGUCUACCUGUGCCGCCAUGAAGUCUCCCAUGGCCAACCUCACCAAUGACUCCAUCUGUGUGGAUGUUCGUCAGUACGGAAUUAUCCCAUGGAACGCCACACCAGGCAAGGCCUGUGGAAAUACGCUAGGUCAGAUCUGCAACACCAGUGAGUUCUACCUGUCUUAUCACCUGUACAUCGUAGCGUGCGCCGGGGCAGGAGCCACCGUGAUCGCUCUGCUGAUCUACAUGAUGGCUACCACUUAUAACUUUGCCGUUUUGAAGUUUAAGAGUCGAGAAGACUGCUGCACUAAGUUUUAAACUGUUUUAAGAGCACGGUGCAGCAUUCGAGGCUGCGCCGAGUAGAGACAGUUGCCACUGACAACAAAUGAACUAAAAAAAAAAAAAACAUCCUGACAAUAGAAAAAAGUCAACAUCUCUCUAUUAGUAAUCACAUGAAGUGUAAAUAGCUGACUGUAUGCUUCCUUUAGCAUUUUGGUAUCCAGGGAUAUUAUUGGCUUGUCUGAGGACACCUGAUGAAAGUUGUCUUCAGAUUGGGGUGGUGUUUAGUUGGCUGGUUUGUUCUGCUUUCCUUGGCACUCACUUAUAGAAAUAUGUCACCAUCAGAUUUUUUUUUUUUUUUUUUUUUUAGAAAUGUGCACAGCUAGACAUCCACAACAGUGUUAUUUAUAUUCGUAAUGCAUGAAGCUGAUUUUGGCCUGCACAGAAGCAGUAUUUCAGAUUUUUUUUAAACAAAAACCUUACAGUAUUAAGCUUGCAGUACCUCACCUUGCAUAACAGGACGAGCAUCAGUCGACUGCAGUCAGAGCUGAAAUGCGAAUUUGUGCAUAAACUCCUGAGGCACUUGUGGAACAUAAAUGUAAGACAAUUUUAAAAAUGAUUUUUUUGUAAGUAAAUGAGACCAAUCAAGACAUCCAUUAUGCUCGCAUAGAUGUACAGUAUACAGCUCUGAAUUAGUCCAUAAGGACAUCUGAUGACAAAUAUUAAAGGUGUUCUCAGGCUUUUACAGUUUUGAUUGCCACAUUAACAGUUUUGGUGAGGAUGAAUUCUAGUGAUACGUCUGUAAAAGGACUAGCUACACAGGCAAAGUGCCUUAUAUCGCCUUUUAUUUCUUUCCUUAGCCUUAAAAUUUUGGUGCCGACACAUGAAACCAUGAAGUGUUCCACAGAAAAUAUUCAGUAUUAUCUCUUUUUGUCACAAGUUAGAUUCUAAACUAAACUAAAAACCUUUUUAUCAACUGUAUUUUGCUGACGAGUAUUAUGGCAACCAGUUGUGUUUAUUGUAGAUCUCAGAGUAACUGCACAGACCUAGCACAGCACACUAUGAAGGGUUAGGCCAGUACCAAGGGUUUACUUCUGCAUGGGGCCCUAAGCCUCACUUUAAUUUCAUGUAUUUUAUAAAUAAAAAAAAAGACAUUCUCCAAUUUUAGAGUAGAGUAAAUGUAUUUUUUUUUUCUAUGAGGGCUGACGCUGAUAUAGCCUCAGCUAUGAAGUUGAUGUUUUGUUUCCUACUUUUAUUCUCUCUCAAAGUGCCAUUAAAGAGCCAUUUGUUUUUAUCUUAACACUGAGCCUGCAUGCUUACAUUUUUCCAGAUUCUUUGACCUGUUUAUAGUUACUUAUACUCCAUAUUUCAUAUAUUUAAUUUUCUCCUAAGUUUUUGAAGACUGUAGCUUUUACUUUCUAUAUAAAAUAAACAAUCUUUGUUUACAAAA